AUGGGCCUCGGGAAGACGAUCCAGGCGAUCGCAAUUGCGUACUUCUACAAAGAGGAGUGGCCCCUGCUGAUAGUCGUCCCCUCAUCUCUAAGAUACCCUUGGAUAGAAGAGCUAGAAAAAUGGAUCCCAGAGCUAGAGCCAGAGGAAAUCAAUGUCAUCACGAACAAAACUGACACUGGGAGAAUAGCGACCAGCAGAGUGACAGUUCUGGGCUACGGUCUCCUCACCACAGACGCAGAGACUUUGCUGGAGGCACUGGACAGGCAGAACUUCAAGGUCGUGAUAGUGGACGAAUCACACUACAUGAAGUCCAGAACUGCUGCCCGCAGCAAGAUUCUCCUGCCCGUAGUGCAGAAGGCCCAGAGAGCCAUUCUUCUAACAGGAACCCCAGCUCUGGGAAGGCCUGAGGAGCUUUUCAUGCAGAUUGAGGCCCUUUUCCCACAAAGGUUUGGAACCUGGAUGGAGUAUGCUAAGAGAUACUGCAAUGCACAUAUCAGAUACUUCGGGAAAAGGCGUCAGUGGGAUUGUAGAGGGGCUUCAAACCUCAGUGAGCUUCACCAGCUCCUGAACGACAUAAUGAUCAGAAGACUGAAGAGCGAAGUUUUAAGCCAGCUGCCCCCGAAAGUGAGACAGCGCAUUCCCUUUGACCUUGCACCAGCCACUGUCAAGGAACUCAAUGCCAGCUUUGAAGAAUGGCAGAAAUUAAUGAGAGCUCCAGAUGCAGGUGCCAUGGAGACAGUGAUGGGGCUGAUAACGCGCAUGUUUAAACAGACUGCAAUUGCCAAGGCAGGUGCAGUGAAGGACUAUAUUAAGAUGUUGCUUCAGAAUGACUCACUUAAAUUUCUGGUCUUUGCUCACCAUUUAAGUAUGCUCCAAGCUUGCACAGAAGCAGUCAUCGAAAGCAAGGCUCGCUACAUCAGGAUAGAUGGAAGUGUUCCGUCCUCAGAAAGAAUCCAUCUGGUCAAUCAGUUUCAGAAGGACCCCGAUACUCGUGUGGCUAUCCUGAGCAUUCAGGCUGCUGGCCAGGGUUUAACGUUUACCGCCGCGAGUCACGUUGUCUUUGCUGAGUUGUUCUGGGACCCUGGACAUAUCAAACAGGCUGAAGACCGUGCUCACCGAAUUGGGCAGUGCAGUUCUGUGAAUAUUCACUACCUGAUUGCAAACGGAACUCUGGACAGCCUCAUGUGGGCGAUGCUGAAUCGAAAGGCGCAGGUCACAGGGAGCACACUGAACGGCAGAAAGGAGAAACUCCAGGCUACAGAAGACGACAAAGAAAAGUGGGGUUUUCUGCAGUUUGCUGAAGCAUGGACCCCAAGCGACAGUUUUGAAGAGCUCAAGGACCCUGUGUUUACUCACUUUGAAAAAGAAAAGCAGCAUGACAUUCGAUCAUUCUUCUUACCGAAACCGAGAAAGAGACUGUUGGAAACGUCCGGUGAUGCAGCAGAGGCAGUCAAGGAGAAGACCACAGUGGCCUCAGACCCUAGAAACAUGGCCACCAAGGAGGGUACAACUGACAAAAAUGGGGUUGAACCUGAAGCUAAAAGGUUGAAAUCCCUGAGCACCAGGGACCACUGCAGUGCACUGGAGGAAAAGCCGUCCUUGCAAGCCAAGGCCACGUCCACCGACGGUGUUCAUGAGGUCAAGUCCCCAUUGACCUCCCCAGCCCUUCCUGAGAAGCGGUGGCAGUGUGGCUUCUGCACAUUCCUCAAUGACCCAGGCCUUCCGUACUGUGAGAUGUGUGAGAACCCUCAGGGCAGAGCUGGUGAGUGCACGGGAGGUGCAGGGGAGGUUGGCAGGGAGGGCUCCAAAAGACCACCCAAUCUCUGGGGUACUAUUGUUAGGAAAGUGCCUCGUGACUCAGCAGGGCCUGAGGCCUUAAAAUGGACUGGCCUCAGCCAUAGGCGGGAUAACAACAAAGAGGAGGAAGAGGAGUCUCAGAAAAGCACCUCCCAAAAUGAUCAAGCUCGUCUGCACUGUGUAAAACCGUGCUCCGCACAGCCGGAAGUGGAGUGGUUGGCCAGGAACAAGGAAGAAACAUCGAAAGAGCAGUUGAGUAAUUCAGACACUCCGCCAGUGCGUGAGACUUUCAUGUUUUGUGCAAGCAAAAACACCGACCGGAUCCACCUCUAUACCAAGGAUGGAAAGCCAAUGAACUGUAAUUUCAUUCCUUUGGAUAUAAAACUAGACCUUUGGGAAGACUUACCAGCAAUCUUUCAACUAAAACAGAAUCGCUCUCUGAUCCUGAGGUUCGUCCGAGAGUGGAACGGUUUGACCGCCAUGAAGCAGAGGGUCAUCAGGAAAAGUGGGCAGCUGUUCCGCAGCCCGGUGCUGGCUUUGGAAGAGAUCACGAAGCAGCAAGCCAAGGAGAGUAGUACCAGAAGAUACAUCACCAAAGAAGAUGUUGCCACAGCGUCCAUGAAUAAGGUGAAAAAUGAGGGCGGCCACAUCCGUCUCAUCACCAAGGGGUCCCUGACCCAGGACCCUUCUACAAAAAAACCUGACAGAGCCCGUGUCCCAUCUCCGAAUCCCGGCCCCGCUGAUCUCACUGCUGAGCCAUCCCCAUCGCAGGGCUACCUUCAGGCUGUGGAUAGGGAAGGAAGGCCACUCUGCCUCCGCUGCCAGCAUCCCACAUGCCAGCCCGAGCCAGGAUCCAAAGCCAGCGCCUGGGACUCACGGUUCUGCUCCCUGAACUGUCAGGAAGAAUUCUGGAUCCGGUCCAACAACAGUUACCUGAGAGCCCAGGUGUUUGCUACAGAACAUGGCGUGUGUCAGCUGUGUGGCGUGAACGCACAGGAGCUCUUUCUGCGGAUGAGAGAUGCCCCUAAAAGUCAGAGGAAGAAUCUUCUCGACUCUGCCUGGACUGCAAAACUCCCCCUGGAGCAGCUAAAUGAGAUGCUGAGAAACCCCGGAGAAGGCCACUUCUGGCAGGUGGACCACAUCAGGCCAGUGUAUGAGGGAGGCGGACAGUGCUCCCUGGACAACCUGCAGACUCUCUGCACAGUGUGCCACAAGGAGAGAACUGCCCAGCAAGCCAAGGAAAGAAGUCAGGUGAGACGACGCUCUCUGGCAACAAAGCACGGGUCAGACAUCACUCGGUUUCUGGUGAAGAAGUAAGGCGAGACAUAAACAGAAGCAAAAGGCCUUCAGAUAGGAGUUGUCACAAUUUUUCUUCAUGUUUAUCUGGUAUUUUAAGAAUGGAAAGUGUUUAAACAAAAGUCGAUAACUGAAAUUUAGAUAUUUGCUAAGCAUUCUUAAUGUUACAUACUGAACGGAAACUGAGGGAUGAUGGGAAGUCUCUGCUGUCUUACUGACUCGUGAAGAUUGUCAAUUCAACUUUGUUUCAGCAAGAUUUUUGUUCCACUUUCCCCCCUUACACACCUCAAUCAGUGCAUUGCACAUAGAUAGUGACAGAUAUACCCCACUCGCCUGACAGUUCCUUCUUGAUUACUGUUGGUUCUGACUGUAUAAAUGGUUCUAGUGUAAAUGGAACAUUCCAGAACAAGCGAGGACAUUUAGGAGACAAGCCAUCAUCAUUAAGGAGUUCUGGGCAGACCGUGACCAGCCUGCUUCUUGUACAAGAGCCUCCAGAUCAAGGCUUGGGUGCACGUUUGGGAUGCCGCCUCCUUGCUUGAUUUCUGGGCCAAUCAUCUUUAUUGAGAAGACGCAUUUGUAAAUAAACUGACUGUAAGCACCCGUGGUGUCUGUGUAGAACUCGUGUGUUCUGGGUAACCGUGAGAACAAGUGAGAGGCCAUCAAGUAUAAUGUCACGCAAGCCUCUGUUCUGUAUUUCUGCUUGCUUGCUUGUUUCCUCUCUCAGCUUGUUUUUGUUUUUAAAGUAUUAAAUCAGGCUAAUUGUCUUUGUCUCCUUGUCCUCAUUUCCUGGUUUAAAAAUCCUGGUAGUAUUUUGUUUUGUUCUGUUCUUUAAAUAAACCUUGUUUUUUUUUUUUUUU
Messenger RNA from Rattus rattus (black rat), 3950 nucleotides. RefSeq names its product zinc finger RANBP2-type containing 3 (gene Zranb3). Gene Ontology annotation, cellular component: nuclear replication fork. The record is from RefSeq and is a predicted model, not a curated record. The transcript has 18 exons. Gene Ontology annotation, molecular function: endonuclease activity; nucleic acid binding; ATP-dependent chromatin remodeler activity. Gene Ontology annotation, biological process: DNA repair; replication fork processing. Bases 1 to 3114 code for a protein of 1037 amino acids. NCBI's taxonomy places the organism in Eukaryota, Metazoa, Chordata, Mammalia, Rodentia, Muridae.